Molecule: messenger RNA, 3267 nt
Organism: Myxocyprinus asiaticus (Chinese sucker)
Lineage: Eukaryota; Metazoa; Chordata; Actinopteri; Cypriniformes; Catostomidae
Product: neuropeptide FF receptor 1-like
Exons: 4
Coding region: 246-1454 (402 amino acids)
Biological process (GO): G protein-coupled receptor signaling pathway
Cellular component (GO): membrane
Molecular function (GO): peptide binding; neuropeptide receptor activity
Source: RefSeq, a predicted model, not a curated record
AAGCAUUAAGGGUGCUUACACCUGAGCUAAAUUAUGCCUAACACCUGUUUCUAAUUCCAGUGAGCAUGGGGAGAGCAGCAUAAAAGAAGUCACACAACCAGCAGACGAGAGAGAACCUGGGUCCAGAAAGUGAUUAUUGUGAAGCUAAGAAUUUAUUAUUGUGAAGCUGAAGAGAUUAGUGUGUGAAACUGGGAGCGCUGAAGUGUGGUCAUUAAAAUCCUUACCUAUUUCACAACUCUCCAACAAUGGAAUUGGACUUCUUUUAUACAGAGAACAUCAGUAUUAAUCACAGCACGCUCUUCAAUGAUAGCAGAAACAUCACAUUCUUACCGUAUUAUCAGCACUCUCUUGCGGUGGCUACACUCUUCAUCCUGGCGUACAUUCUCAUCUUCUCCCUGUGCAUGCUCGGAAAUAUCCUGGUGUGCUUCAUUGUGCUUAAAAACAGGCAGAUGAGAACUGUCACCAACAUCUUCAUCCUCAAUCUGGCCAUCAGUGACCUGCUGGUGGGCAUCUUCUGCCUCCCCAUCACUCUGGUGGACAACCUGAUCACAGGUUGGCCAUUUGAUGUAGUGAUCUGUAAAAUGAGUGGACUCGUCCAGGGAGCUUCAGUCUCGGCGUCUGUCUUUACAUUGGUGGCAAUCGCAGUAGAAAGGUUUCGUUGUAUCGUGUAUCCGUUUCAGCAGAAGUUGACGCAGCGUGAAGCUAUCAUCAUGAUCGCAUUCAUCUGGGCGCUGGCCACCGCCAUCAUGUGUCCAUCAGCGGUCACGCUAACCAUCUCCCAGGACGUCCUUCACUUCAUGGUGGACCGGGACAACAUCACGUACCCUCUGUACACCUGCUGGGAGGCAUGGCCUGACCAGAGCAUGAGGAAGAUGUACACCACCGUUCUCUUCUCGCUCAUCUACCUGGCUCCCGUCACACUCAUCGUCAUCAUGUACACGCGAAUUGCCGUCAAGCUCGUCAAAUCACCCGCCUCCAUCCGAGACGCCCACGCCGAGGAAAGUCGAAGGGUUUUCCGCAGGAAGUUGAGGGUUGUGAAUAUGUUGUUGAUCGUGGCUUUGCUCUUCACCAUAUCUUGGUUGCCUCUCUGGAUCCUCAUUAUGUUGACAGACUACGGAAAUCUGUCAGAGAGUCAACUCGAUCUCGUGGCCGUUUAUAUCUUUCCGUUCGCUCACUGGCUCGCUUUUUUCAACAGCAGCGUCAACCCCGUCGUCUAUGGCUACUUCAACGAGAACUUCCGCCGUGGCUUUCAGGCAGCGUUUAAGUUUGGAUUGUGUCUGGUCGAGGUGCCACCGCAGCCAGGCAGGGAACUGGGGAGACGGAACAGCACAUGGAAGCAUAACCGGGUAUUUGCGGAUGGGAACAGGGCGAGAGGGAAUGCCAAGGGCAACGGCAAGAGAGAGUUUUACAAUGGCGAACGGCACGAUGAGUUAGUUCUGGAGGAUUUAGACUGAAGCAGCUAGAUCUUCAUUCACAUGCAUGUGCUCUAUAGUGUUUAAAAACCCUUGAUGUUUCCUAUUGCCACAAACGAGCAUGUGUGAGAGCAACAGCAAGGCAAACAGCACUGCCACUCAAAAUCACUGCAAAUGCACCUGCUACACACAAAAGCACAAAAAACAUCUGUAAAUGACUUUAAUAGGCUGCCAACAAGCAUGAUAUUGAUAUGUGCAUCAUGAAUGUAUUCAUUAAUGCUUUUUUCUUGCAAGUGCCAUUGAGUUGAUAGGGAUGCUAACAAUUCAUUCUUGGUAUAGAGUGCAACAGUCUGGUUCCACUUCUGUUCUGCCGAUGAUAGAGAUUUUAAUGUGCAACUAGUACACGCAAAUAGAACAGUAGUGUAUCUUAAGAAACAUGACCAUAGAUGUUUGUUUUUUUUAUCUUUAACUCUUACAACGUUCAUCAGAAUUCUAACUUAAAAUGUGUCACGAUGCUUCUUUCGCUGCUCAUGCUGCCAAUAAAUGGCUUGACCCCGGUACUGCUGCUUUCAGCUAUAUUUUUAUUUAGUUAUCACUGUACAAUAUGGUUCUAUUCAUUAACAUUAGUAAAUGCAUUCCUAUAUUUAGGCUUCUGUGCAUUAUCACAGUGAGAAUCAAUAGCCCAUUUCACACAUGCAACCAGGUAAAUUACAGGAAAAUUGGUGGGUUGCCUUUACUGGUAAAUGUACCACAUGUGCUGUUCACACAUACCAUCAAUAUGGAAAUUUAUGAUACAACUUCUCAUUAAGGGAAAUUGCCAGAGCAACAUUUACCAAUAUUUUCAAAAAGGUUGUGUUCACACAUGACCUCUAACCAGAAAAUGCAGUACAAUUUCUGGAAAACGGUGUAUGUGUGAAAGGGGCUAAUGGGUUCAUCGAAAAGCUGAAAAUGUUUGCUUUCAGAGGAUGAAAAUAAGGUGCAUUUCAAACUGUUCUGAGACCAGUGCAGACAGACAGCACACUGGAGGUUAAGUCAUUCACUAAAUAGGGAGCAAGGGAGCAUCCUAUAGCUCUCUAUGCAGUUAAGUGCAUUCACUCCUAAAAUCUGAUCAAAAGUUCAGUUUCAGGUUGCAGAUGAUGUUUGGAUCACUCAACAUGUUUGACAGACAUGUGACAAUGAUAAUCAGUACAUAGAUUCAGAAUUUAUAAUGUAUCAUUUUAUUUGAACAUGGUUGGCAGUGAUUGGAUGAUGCUGGACAUUACUUUGAAUCUGAAUUAAUUAUGAUAAUUUCUGAUGUAAUGUCUGAAAAAAUCAGAUUUCUAUAGCUUGAUAUUAUUUACAAUUUCACAACUUAAUCCCGCUGUCCACAUAUGAGGACGUACAUUUUUAGGAAAACUAUUUGCUCUAGAAUUUUUUUUUUUUUCGUAUUUAUUAAGUGCUACUAGUUACAAAUCAAAAAGAGGAAUGGAAAAUGCACACAGCAGUCACGCUCGGGUCUCAAGAGGUUUAAGACAAACCUACCGUGAGCUCUGAGGUUUUUCAUCGAUGGUUUAUACUUCUGUCCGCAUUAUUUCAACUACAUGUUUUAGAAAUCGUGUUUAAUAGUGGAAUGCCUGGUAAACAACUACACUACCCAUGAUCCUAGAGAGAAAGAUCCACCAAUCAGAGAAUCGCUGCAAACAAAGUGCGCCUAAAGAGCUCUGCAGCUCCGCCCACUCUAAUGAUGCACUGUGAAUGUAUUGUAUUUUUAAUGAACUGAGUUUGUGUUAUAUUGAAAUGGGAAUCACUUGUUAUUGUUUACAGUAGUUGUUGCUGUUAAAGAAUAGAGUUUAUAUUGUGCUGUGGUUAAUCUUGU